Messenger RNA from Hevea brasiliensis (rubber tree), 4915 nucleotides. Its product is annotated as myosin-12. Bases 47 to 4720 code for a protein of 1557 amino acids. NCBI's taxonomy places the organism in Eukaryota, Viridiplantae, Streptophyta, Magnoliopsida, Malpighiales, Euphorbiaceae. The transcript is spliced from 39 exons. Gene Ontology annotation, cellular component: cytoplasm; vesicle; myosin complex. Gene Ontology annotation, molecular function: microfilament motor activity; actin filament binding; ATP binding. The record is from RefSeq and is a predicted model, not a curated record. Gene Ontology annotation, biological process: actin filament organization; vesicle transport along actin filament.
UAUAUUUCCUAGCAAAACAUUGAAAUGCUUUUCUUCUUUCUAUUUGAUGAUUCAGGGAACUCCAGUCAAUAUCAUAGUUGGAUCACAUGUUUGGGCAGAGGAUCUUGAGGAUGCAUGGAUUGAUGGUGAAGUGAAAGAAAUCAAUGGCAGAGAUGCCACCAUAGUUGCCACAAAUGGGAAAACUUUCGUUGCAGAUAUUUCCAGCAUAUAUCCGAAAGACACAGAGGCACCGCCAGCAGGAGUUGAUGACAUGACCAAAUUGGCUUACCUCCAUGAACCAGGGGUUUUACAUAACCUUGCUUGUCGGUUUGCUCUAAAUGAGAUAUAUACUUACACUGGGAACAUUCUAAUUGCUGUGAAUCCUUUUCAAAGACUGCCACAUUUGUACAAUAUUCACAUGAUGGAGCAGUACAAAGGAGCAGCUUUUGGGGAGCUGAGUCCACACCUUUUUGCUGUGGCAGACACUUGUUACAGAGCAAUGAUGAACGAACAGGAAAGCCAGUCCAUUUUGGUAAGUGGGGAGAGUGGAGCUGGUAAAACAGAGACAACAAAGAUGCUUAUGAGAUACCUUGCGUUCAUGGGGGGCAGAUCAGUCACAGAAGGAAGAACUGUAGAACAACAAGUUUUGGAGUCAAAUCCAGUCUUGGAAGCAUUUGGGAAUGCUAAAACUGUGAAAAACAACAAUUCCAGUCGUUUUGGUAAGUUUGUUGAGAUACAGUUUGAUAAGCAAGGAAAAAUCUCUGGAGCUGCAGUUCGCACUUACCUUCUUGAAAGGUCACGUGUUUGCCAAGUUUCUGACCCUGAGAGAAACUAUCAUUGUUUUUACAUGCUUUGUGCAGCACCACCAGAGGAUGUCAAAAAAUUCAAGUUAGGGGAUCCAAGAGAAUUCCACUAUUUAAACCAAUCCAACUGUUAUCAAGUGGCAAAUGUAGAUGAUGCCAGAGAGUAUCUGGAGACCAGAAAUGCAAUGGAUAUUGUAGGGAUCAGCCAGGAUGAACAGGAUGCAAUAUUCCGUGUAGUUGCUGCAAUCCUUCAUCUUGGAAAUAUUGACUUCAUCAAAGGGAAAGAAACGGAUUCUUCCAAACUCAAAGAUGAGAAAGCACGCUACCAUCUGCUAACUGCAGCGGAGUUACUAAGGUGUGAUGAGAAUGCACUGGAAGACUCACUUUGCAAGCGUGUCAUAGUGACUCCUGAUGGAAACAUUACAAAACCUCUGGACCCAGACUUAGCUGCCUUGAGUCGUGAUGCCUUAGCUAAGACUGUGUACUCUAGGCUGUUUGAUUGGAUUGUGGAUAAGAUUAACAAUUCAAUAGGUCAAGAUCCCAAUGCGACAAGUAUAAUUGGAGUUCUUGAUAUUUAUGGCUUUGAAAGCUUCAAGAUUAACAGUUUUGAACAGCUAUGCAUCAACCUAACAAAUGAGAAGUUGCAACAACAUUUUAACCAGCACGUAUUUAAGAUGGAGCAAGAAGAGUAUACAAGAGAGGAAAUAAAUUGGAGCUACGUUGAAUUUGUAGAUAACCAGGAUGUUUUGGAUCUCAUUGAGAAGAAACCUGGGGGUAUAAUAGCCCUUCUUGAUGAGGCCUGCAUGUUUCCAAAGUCAACUCAUGAGACAUUUGCACAGAAGAUGUACCAGACAUACAAGGGACACAGACGCUUCAGCAAGCCAAAACUUGCUCGAACAGACUUCACAAUCAAUCACUAUGCAGGAGAUGUUACGUACCAAGCUGAUCAAUUUCUUGAUAAAAAUAAAGAUUAUGUCGUAGCAGAGCAUCAAGCCUUGUUAAAUGCAUCCAAAUGCCCUUUUGUUGCUAAUCUUUUCCCUCCAUUACCUGAAGAGACAUCCAAGCAAUCCAAGUUCUCUUCCAUUGGUAUCCGCUUCAAGCAACAAUUACAAGCUUUAAUGGAGACACUGAACACAACAGAGCCACAUUAUAUCAGAUGUGUAAAGCCAAAUACACUUUUGAGGCCUGGAAUAUUUGAGAACUUCAACGUGUUAAACCAAUUAAGAUGCGGGGGUGUACUGGAGGCAAUUAGGAUAAGUUGUGCUGGGUAUCCAACAAAAAGAACAUUUGAUGAGUUCCUUGAUCGUUUUGGAAUGCUUACUCCUGAUGUUCUAGAAGGGUCAGAUGAAAAAUCAGCAUGCAUUGCCAUCUUGGAGAGGAUGGGUUUAAGGGGUUACCAGAUGGGGAAAACAAAGGUGUUCCUUAGAGCUGGGCAGAUGGCUGAGUUAGAUGCACGAAGAACUGAGGUUUUGGCUAGUUCUGCUAGACGAAUCCAAAGACAAAUUCGAACACAUCUAACCAGAAAGGAAUUCAUAGGCCUACGGAGGGCUUCAGUCCAUAUGCAAAAACUCUGGAGAGCACAACUUGCACGUAAGCUAUAUGAACAGAUGAGAGAAGAAGCAGCCUCCAUCCGUCUACAAAAAAAUGUUCGUGCUCAUACAGCAAGAAGAUUUUACACAAAUUUACAGACAUCAGCAAUAUUCAUUCAAACUGGAUUACGUGCAAUGGCAGCACGAAAUGAAUAUAGAUACAGAAGAAGAACAAAGGCUGCAACUAUUAUUCAGACUCAAUGGAGAAGGUUCCAAGCUCUUUCUGCUUAUAAACAGCAAAAGAAAGCAACUCUUACACUUCAAUGUCUCUGGAGAGCAAAGGUAGCAAGAAAGGAGCUUAGAAAGCUGAGGAUGGCUGCAAGAGAAACAGGGGCACUUAAAGAAGCUAAGGACAAACUAGAGAAGCGCGUUGAAGAGUUAACAUGGCGAGUGGAAUUUGAAAAGCACUUGAGGAUUGAUCUCGAAGAAGCCAAAGGGCAAGAAAUUGCAAAGUUACAAAAUGCACUGCAUGAAAUGCAAGGAGAGCUGGAUGAAGCCUAUGCUGCAAUUAUCCGGGAGAAAGAAGCAGCAAAGUUGGCUAUAGAACAAGCCCCAUCAGUCAUCAAAGAGGUUCCGAUUGUGGACAACACCAAAAUAGAGUUACUAAGGAAUCAAAAUGAGGAACUGGAGGAUAAGCUAAGAGAGAUGAAGAUGAAAAUGGAGGAAUUUGAAGACAAGUGUAGUAAACUAGAAAACCAGAGCAACACAAGACUAAGAGAGGCAGAAGAAGCACAGCUUAAAGCAAUGCAACUCCAAGAGACCAUUGAAAGAUUAGAAUUGAACUUGUCCAACCUAGAAUCUGAGAAUCAGGUACUACGGCAGCAGGCUCUGGUUGCAUCAGCAAAUAAUGAUCUUUCGGAAGAAUUAGAUAUCCUCAAGCAUAAGAUAAAAGAUCUGGAGUCAGAGAAUGAAUUACUCCGCAAACGACCAGCUGUUCUGGAGCAGAAAGCAACACCUGAAAGGGUUUUGUCUCAAGUCAAGAAUUUUGACAAUGGGCACAAAAUAGAGGAAGGGCUUCAAGUGACAAAAGAGCCAGAACCUCUUUUCUCCCUCUUAAUUAAACAAAGAUCCCUAACAGAUAGGCAACAGGAAAACCAUGAUGCACUCAUCAAAUGUCUUGUGGAAGAUAAACAGUUUGAUAAGAACAGACCUGUUGCUGCCUGUGUUGUAUACAAAUCGCUUCUUCAAUGGAGAUCUUUUGAAGCAGAGAAGACAAAUUUAUUUGAUAGGAUUAUUCACACAAUCAAGUCGUGUAUAGAGAGUCAAGAUAAUAUCUGUAACCUAGCAUAUUGGCUCUCAACAACUUCUACCCUUUUGUAUCUUCUCCAAAGUACACUUAAGGCGAGCAACACACAGAAUGCAUCUAAACAGCGAAAUCGAACCUCCCCUGCCACCUUAUUUGGUAGAAUGGGAUUCCAAACACCUUCAAUGGGCAUAGGAGUGUCAAGUGGGUACAGUGGAAUGGUAGGAAAGCCAAAUGAGCAGUUAAAAGUGGAAGCCAAGUAUCCAGCACUACUAUUUAAGCAACAUCUAACUGCAUAUGUUGAGAAAAUAUAUGGGCUGAUCCGUGAUAGUGUCAAGAAAGAGAUAAGUUCAUUCUUGAAUUUGUGCAUCCAGGCACCGAGAUCAACGAGAGUUAGAUCAGUAAGAGGGUCAUCUAAAAAUAUUCAUUCAAAUAUUGUUGCAAGACAACAAGCAUCAAACAUACAUUGGCAAAGCAUUGUUAAUAAGCUAGAUAAUACCUUGAGUAUAAUGUCAGAGAAUAAUGUCUCUCCUGUGUUCACAAGGAAAAUUUUCAGUCAGGUUUUCUCAUUCAUAAAUGUACAGCUCUUUAACAGCUUAUUGCUUCGUCGUGAGUGCUGUUCAUUUAGCAAUGGAGAAUAUGUAAAGGCAGGUUUGCAAGAAUUCGAACAGUGGUGCCAAAAAGCAUCAAAUCAGUUUGCAGGAUCAUCAUGGGAUGAACUCCAGCACAUAAGGCAAGCUGUUGGGUUUCUGGUGUUGCAUCAAAAAGCUCAAAAAUCAGUGGACGAGAUCACAAACGAACUAUGCCCGAUAUUGAACAUUCCACAAAUAUAUCGCAUUGGGACAAUGUUCUGGGAUGAUAAAUACGGAACGCAGGGAUUAUCUCCAGAUGUGAUUGGCAAGAUGAGAACUCUAAUGGCAGAACAUUCUAUAAACAUGCCCAAUAACUAUUCUUUCUUGCUUGAUGUUGAUUCAAGCAUACCUUUUUCAAUGGAAGAGAUAUUCCGAUCCUUUGCUGCAAUCAGCCUAACUGAUGUGGAUCCGCCACCGCUACUCCGUCAAAGAUCUGACUUCCUUUUUCUAUUGCAAACUACAGAUGCUCUUUAAAUGUCGUGCAAACCAAGUUGUGAUUUCUUCACUACAGAGAUGAGAAUAUGAUUGAGCGAGUGUUCAGAAAUGUGAUUCUUUGUUUCAAUUUCAUUCUUUUUGGGUGUCUGAAAGUUGUAAUCUUAUCAUUUUUAUUUGUAUAGUAUGACAAUAUAUAAUGUCUUUCUAAUUUCGGAAUUCAAAUGGUGUUUUCAA